AUGCAUUUCAACGUAGAAUCAUGGAUAUGGUAUUCUUUCGCCAUGGGGAACAUUGUUGCGAGACUUAUCUCACGAACACUCCUUCUCGGAUCUCCGCUCCGUCUACAACACGACGAUUUUGUAAUGGGGCUCUUCAUCACAACCUGCUACACUGUCCUAAUUGUUACAUCCAACGUUGAGAUCAAGACUCGAUCCAAUCUCCUCCCUCCCGGUUUCGACAUUACAGCCUUAACAGCUGAAGAGAUAUCGGAUCGCCAACAUGGAAGCAAAGUCGUCAUCGUCGUGGAGCAGAUGCAGAUCGCUGUCAUAUGGGGCUGCAAGACCUGCCUCCUCAUCCUUUACUACCGUCUCACUGGUUCUGUCGCUGCAAAGUCGUUCCUCGCCCUCAAACUCUUAGCCGCAUAUGUAGCACUAGGUUUCGUCGUGAUGGAGGCUCUCUAUUUCGCAGCCUGGUGUCGCCCGUUCAGCUCCUACUGGGCCGUUCCAGCACCAACUCCUCAAUGCAAUGCCCUCACCAACCACCGCAUCACCAAUGCCGUCUUCAACAUCUCCUCCGACCUUAUCAUGCUCUCAAUCGCACUCAGCCUCUUCAUCCGCUCCAUGCUGCCAUUGAAACGCAAACUGAUCCUGUGCGGGAUUUUCAGCGUCGGCAUCUUUGCCAUCCUAGCCGCCGUGCUGAAUAAGUACUACUCGUUUACGAAUCCCUACGAACCCGACUGGGUCUUCUGGUACGUUAGGGAAGCUUCGACGGCGGUGUUGGUGGCGAAUCUGCCGUUUACGUGGACGCUGCUGAGGAGGAUGUUUGGGCUUGAGGCUUUUGAUGCUGGCCCGGUGCCGGCGCAGAUGAAGUACCAUUCUUCACGGACGUCUGGCGGAAGACGUACGGCACGAGCGCGGCAUGCUCAUCAGGGAGGUUCGUUGAAAGAGAUGCAUUCGAAUAGCCGAGGGAGUCGAGGUUCGCAACCAGCAUCCUAUCUUGAUUCUAUCGGCAGUCGACACCAAGGCAGGGAGACAAGUCACGCUCCAGACGCAAAUGUCCAACGGCAUGACUUUGUCCAUUUAUCUGCAGACAUCGACUUGGAGCAGGGACUAGCACCGUCGUUGCAGAGCCCCAGGUUACACAUUACGCACCAGUCACCAUCUCGUCCCACAACCCCCUUACCUCCAUCUCGAAUAUCAUUGCAACUCAGUCCAGACGGUACAGGCGGCUUCAUCACUCGUCCUCGUCACGCACAUCUCUCAGCUGAUUACCACCGGCCAGCGUCGAGGGCAUCGAGUAGAGCGACUACAUCUCGUCAACUUAUGUCGCCGACGCCUUCGCAUAUCGGCAGUGUGGUUAGUGAUAGAGGCUCGCAUGCUGAGCCGGGAUGUGGAGGUGCUGAUGGGGAAAGUGGUAAAGUUGCAGGAGCAAGAAGUGCGGUGGAUAGGAGGAAGAGGGGGAGGCUGAGUGCUUGA
Westerdykella ornata is the source of this 1455-nucleotide messenger RNA. RefSeq lists its product as uncharacterized. The record is from RefSeq and is a predicted model, not a curated record. Lineage: Eukaryota; Fungi; Ascomycota; Dothideomycetes; Pleosporales; Sporormiaceae. Bases 1 to 1455 code for a protein of 484 amino acids. The transcript is spliced from 2 exons.